UCGUCGAAAGAGCGAGCGAAGCUCGCCGAGACACGAGCAAGAUUGUGAUGUUCAUCACGGCUAGAGCUGCGCACGCUCGUUCCAAGUGUUGAUCAGCUGUUAUCGGUAAUCGUGUGCAAUUUGCGGGCAAAUGUGGAAGGUUGGGACGAGUAUGAUCGAUUUCUGAUGCUCGGUUUCCCUCGUGGAUGAUACGUUCUGAAGUUCAAAGUGUUCGAAGGCAGCUGUGUCGAGAUCGCUGUUCCCACCGGUGACUUAGAUAGAUGGAGAUACCGGAGCUGAACCUGAGCGAAUGUGAGAGCAUUUUCGUCCGGGAUGAUUUCUACGAGAAUAUUCAAGCUCCCAAAUUUCAUGAUUUCUGUUCGAACGAGGAUCCGGUGUCCGAUGUUGACGCCUACUUCCGUCGGCUUGGAGGAAAGUCCCCGAGGCAGUCCGCAGAUCGUUUUGCUGACCAAAACGCGUCCAAACCGACGAAGGAGCCCACUGUUCUGAAACCCCCUGGACUGCCCAAGGCUCCACUGUCGUCCAUGACGCUGAAUUCGGACGCCACUUCUUCCGUGCCCAAGGCCAGGUCUCUGAGUGUUGUCUCGUUGCCUUCUCCUCUCCAAUUCGUAGCGAGUAGUUGCUUCUUUAGCUCGUUCUGUAUGUGUAGUGAUGACUUGUAGUCGUGUAGUUGUGGUGUGAGGUGACCGAGUUUUCUUGUUAUGAUCUUGCGAAUAUUUUGACCUUUGGUUGCAAUGUGUACACUUUAAGCGGGAGAAGUUAGUGUAAGCGGAAUCUGUAGGGCACAAAGUGUUUGGGCUCCUGCACACAGCACUGGGACAGUUGAUGAGCGUGGGAGGAGGGAGGAAAAUCCGAAGGAAGUCGGUCGGCAAUGAGGUAUUUCUAACUGUCAGUGUUCUGUACUCUUUCUGGCAGUGCUGCGGGGCUCAAGAAGGCAAAACCUGCAGUGCCAUUGUUGAACCCUCUAACAAAGAGUCAGGACAAGGCUUCAUCAAAGAACAAAAUAUACCAGCGAGUGAGCACCCUUUCUAAUGCUCCUGUGUCAUCCUCAUCCUCAGCAUCGGACGGCAAAGUUAGCGAUCCCGUGCUGGCGCCCUGCGCUGUUAAGUCGUUUCAGGCCUCAGAGAACACUGAUCCGAAUGGCCAUUCUCAACCUAGAAGGAAAGUUGGAAAUGUUGGUAGGUCGAACUCUGAGGAAUCUUCAGUUUCUACCGCCACAGAAGGUUCAGGUUCGGGUUCAGUCCGGGCGUCCAUUCAAACCACUAGUGACUCGAAGGAUGCGAUCGAUAGACUAGCACUGACGAAAUCUCAGAGUCAGAUUCCUAAGCCACCGAAGGCGAGGUCUGAGUCGACAACCAGAGGAGUUACUGAUCCGGCUGCCGUCGAGUUGCCUGAGCUGAAGGACCGUAAGCGCAAGCCAAUUCUUCGGCCUGCGGAGGCAGGAGCCUUGAAGGUGAGCGACUUGAAGAGCAGGGUGUCCAAGCAGCAGAGGAAGAGCUCCACAUUCUCGGACGGCGAUAGCUGUUCAGGGGUUUCGGAUCUCGGGUCGUCUUCUCACAAAGUUGCCAGAAUCGUAUGCAGCGACCCACCACCACCGUCCUCAAACACAGCAGCUGCCGAUAAGCGAGCAACUCGCCGCAGCAGUGAUAACGCCCGUCGUAGAAGAGCAUCAGGUGGACUCAGCCAAAGACACGGAAGGCGAGCGCUGCUGUCAGGUCCGAAGUCGAACCUAAAUCCAGCUCCAGAAUCCUCUCCUAAGGUCGAAGCUCAUGUAUCUCUGUCAUCACCCAUACAAUUUGGUUCCAACCACACGACUAAGCAGCUCCCGUCGACUGAAGAACAAACCGUGGUCACCAAUGUUGCCGUUCCCAAGGAUUCGUCGACAGCAGAGGUGUCAUUCGUUUCUGGCCCGAUCGUCCCUUCGACCAGCUGGAUCGAUGCCACAGAGAAACGCAGGUCGAACGACGAAGUUGGCGUACUAUCUUACUCCCAGGUACUGAGUAGGAAUGGAACCUCCACCCGCGACUCUGUCGAAGAAGCGCCAUGCAUGGCGGAGGAGACGAUGGGCGAUGUUUUGUUACAGAAAUUGCAAAGUUUACAGUUGCAGGCAGAGGAUUCCCCCAGGGCAGCGGAGGGGCAGCAACAGUCUUCUAGCGCGACGGGCGGACAGGAUGCAUCGAUGGAGGCCGAGGCCGAGGCUUGCAGCGGGGCUCAUGUCAACGUCCCUGCAAACGCUCAUGCCGAGGUCUUGCCAUCCGAUGAUUUGAAAUUAGCAGGAGCAGAUUCGCAUUUACGGAAGUCUCCGUGCCUUUCGGAGGUGAGAGUUGUCCCCCAUGAAGCAGACGAGGAACUGGAGACGAGCGACGGUGUUGAAGAUCUUGAUGUGCAUACGCCUGUAGAUGCAUCAAAAGCAGAUUCGUGCCAGGAUACUCGUUCUGCGGGGGACAUGGUGGUGGAGGUCGACCCAGAUGACGUCAUUGAGUCGCUGCAAAAUCUGCAACUCCAGCAUCGCGAGGUUUCUUCGUUUCAUGGAUUCGAAACAUCGGGAUGCCCGCCAGUUAGCGUGGGAGUUGCCCGUGGAGAGUCCUCUCUCGCUGUAAACAAUGGGCUAGACAAUAAUCUUUGUAUCUCAGCGGAGGACUCGGAGCCUUGUUUACAGGAUAUUCAUGCCGGGAUUCAUCCGACGGAACAAAAUGUAGCUUCUAGUUGUUCGCAGGGAAAGAAAACAGAGGAGGCCUUCAGAUCUCUAAAGCGAGUGCUCUCCAAGGGGCCGUCUAGGGAGUCGCACGACUCUGAACCUGGCCUCAGUAAUUCUAAGGGCGGCCACUUUUUCAUGGACAACCAACAAAAGCGGAGUAAUAAAAGGAAGAGCAUUGAGCUCGGUCCCCAUCGCACUGAGCAUAAGUUAGCUACAGCGAGCACUGCAGUACAUGCCGACGAGCAGCGCAAGGCCAAGGUUUCGUCGCAAUCCUCAAUAGCACCGAUAGCACCAAUCUCACACUCGCAACUAUCUACUUCUGCUUCAAGAGUAGCAGCAUCGUCCAGCAUUUCCGCACAGCACAAGAAGAUGAAGACAACAUGUCCGCAACCAUUCCGACUCAGAACUGAGGAAAGAGGAGCUUUGAAGGAAGUUGAGUUUAACAAAAAAAUAGAGCUAUAUUUGUCAGCCAAGGAGAAAAUGCAAAACGCUACCUUCCAGUUCACAACCAGCAAGGAUGUCCGGAGCACGGUGAAGCCUCCAAGAGUACCGUGUAAGGAUACAAAAACGUCGGUGAAGCAAGUUCAGCAGCACACUCAGGCCCGAGCAGCGGAACGUGCCCUGUUUAACAUGCAGGUGACUGAGAAAUCGAUUCGGACAGAUGAGGAAAGGCAAGAAAAAGAAAAGCGAAUGCAGGAUGCAGACGAAGAGAUCAAAAGAAUGAGAAAGCAGAUGGUGCCACAUGCACAGAAGAUGCCCUUUUUCGACAGACCUUUCAAGCCUCACCGGUCCACGAAGACACUCACAGUACCUAGUUCGCCUAAAUUUCACUUGAAGGCAAAGAAGACCUGUGCGCGUACUGGUACUCAAGAAUGAAACGCGUGCUCUUAGCUCUAAUUCAUAACAACAUCAGUAUUGACAGAUAUGACGGGUAAUCUGUUGGGGUUUUUUCCGAGCCUUGAGCUCUCUUGUAACUGAAACAGACUUGUAUACACAUUUUGUACAUAGCAUUGCAAUCACUGCAGGUAGUAGACCAGAUGAGAAAAUUUUCUCUCGAAAAUGCGCUGGUUGCACCGUGAGGAGCUGGUAGUUACAAUUUUUCCCACAACGAACAAAUUGGAGUUGGUUGUCGCAUUGUCUUACAUGGCUCAGAGGAGAGAUUUAGGAGUUAGAUUAGAGCAGACAGCUGUUGAAUAUGAACAGGCUAUGUCGUAUUGGACUAUACCAUGUUCUUACGAUUAGUUUGGGUUAAUAGCAUCUCCGCCCUGUUGCGUGAGUCCUUGCAAGCUCAGGCUUUCAGAUGGGAAAAAUAAGAAAUUUACUCGCCCUUC
Messenger RNA from Marchantia polymorpha subsp. ruderalis, 4029 nucleotides. Lineage: Eukaryota; Viridiplantae; Streptophyta; Marchantiopsida; Marchantiales; Marchantiaceae. The record is from the annotation of a GenBank genome assembly.